Molecule: messenger RNA, 1898 nt
Organism: Pygoscelis adeliae (Adelie penguin)
Lineage: Eukaryota; Metazoa; Chordata; Aves; Sphenisciformes; Spheniscidae
Gene: GABRD
Product: gamma-aminobutyric acid (GABA) A receptor, delta
Exons: 9
Coding region: 533-1891 (452 amino acids)
Biological process (GO): monoatomic ion transmembrane transport; signal transduction; chemical synaptic transmission
Cellular component (GO): neuron projection; membrane; synapse
Molecular function (GO): GABA-A receptor activity; neurotransmitter receptor activity; extracellular ligand-gated monoatomic ion channel activity
Source: RefSeq, a predicted model, not a curated record
GGCGCUCUAUGGCUGAGCCGCCUUUGCCCUAAGCUCGGGCUGCAUCUCCCUCCUCCUCCCUGUGAUUAUUUGCACAGGACAUGUCCAGUACCUCCGGAGCGCUUUUAGUUUGCUCCCCCCCGCGCUCGGUGGGAUUAAUCUAUCAUUUCGGAGGUUAUUUUCGGCAACCAGCCUCGCACCCGGGAAGACCGGCCGGAGGAAGAGCCAGGCGCUUUCGAAAGCGGCAGAGGAGGAAUGCCAAAGCAGGGCAGCGGAGCCGGGUGGGAGUGAGCCGGCGGAGCACAGCGAGGUGCCACCCCGCAGAGGAGGAGAGCUGCCCUGCUACCUGCUCCCUAUUUCUGGCUGCCCGCAUGGCCUCCGGGCACUGUAGAGACUGUGGGGGCUGCUGCUGCUGAGCAACAAUACAUUGCUUUAAACUCAGCCUCAACUUACCACAGCAAGCAAGGAUGGCAACACUACCGGAGCUUUGGAGCAGCCAAGAGAGCCAGGGAACCUGGGUUUUGUUUGCCACUGUCUAAUAAAUGGGAGUAAAAUGGAAUUUCUUACCUGGGUUUUUCCUGCCUUGGUUCUACUGUGCACCCAACAGCACAGGUGUAUCAGAGCUAUGAAUGACAUCGGAGAUUACAUAGGUUCCAACAUCGAAAUAUCCUGGUUACCCAACCUGGAUGAUUUAAUGAAAGGGUAUGCACGUAAUUUCAGGCCUGGGAUUGGAGGUCCUCCUGUUAAUGUUGCUCUUGCAAUUGAAGUAGCCAGCAUUGACCACAUCUCAGAAGUGAACAUGGAAUAUACCAUGACGGUAUUUUUGCACCAGAGCUGGCGAGAUGACCGUCUGUCUUACAACCACACCAAUGAAACUUUGGGCUUAGACAGCCGGUUUGUGGACAAGCUCUGGUUGCCAGAUACUUUCAUAGUAAAUGCCAAGUCUGCCUGGUUCCAUGAUGUGACUGUGGAAAACAAACUUAUCAGGCUCCAACCAGAUGGAGUCAUUUUAUACAGCAUCAGGAUUACCUCAACAGUGGCCUGUGACAUGGACCUUUCCAAGUAUCCAAUGGAUGAGCAAGAAUGCAUGUUGGAUUUGGAGAGCUAUGGCUACUCUUCAGAGGACAUCGUCUACCACUGGUCAGAAAACCAGGAGGAGAUCCAUGGGCUGGAUAAGCUGCAGCUUGCUCAAUUCACAAUUACCAAUUACCAGUUCACAACAGAAAUGAUGAACUUCAAAUCUGCAGGUCAGUUUCCCAGGCUCAGUCUCCACUUCCACCUUCGGCGAAAUCGAGGCGUUUACAUUAUUCAGUCUUAUGUUCCUUCUAUCUUACUAGUGGCCAUGUCAUGGGUAUCUUUCUGGAUCAGUCAGUCAGCUGUGCCUGCCAGAGUGUCAUUAGGUAUAACUACUGUUCUUACUAUGACUACACUGAUGGUCAGUGCCCGAUCUUCGCUUCCACGAGCAUCUGCCAUCAAGGCACUUGAUGUUUACUUCUGGAUUUGCUAUGUGUUUGUCUUUGCUGCACUGGUAGAAUAUGCAUUUGCACAUUUCAAUGCUGACUACAUGAAAAAACAAAAGAACAAGAUAAAGGCGAGAAGGCAGAGUGGAGAGAUAAACGUGAAGAAUGCCAUUGUUCUGUUUUCCCUUUCCAUAGCUGGUGUGAACCAGGAACUGGCCAUUUCCAACAGGCAGCAUCGAAUUCCCAGAAGCCUGCCUGGAUCGUAUGGCACAAUAGAAAUAGAAACUGGAGAGACAAAACGGCAGCAAGUAAUGAAACUGGAUAAAAAGAGAGGUCUGAAGUCCCUCUUUAAGCCCAUUGAUGCUGAUACCAUUGAUAUAUAUGCCAGAGCCGUGUUCCCAGCAGCCUUCGCAGCAGUCAAUGUUAUAUACUGGGUUGCAUACACAAUGUAAAAAAAAA